GUGUAAACACAAGGAUAAUGUUUUGAUAUGGGCCGGUCUUUUCGGCGCCGACACCCGCAAUUGCCUUCGCGAAUGAGAUAACUAUUUCGGAGCUUACAAUGCUCCGUGUGUUGCGUCGUCGAAAUCUGGUGCUGCGCUGGACGGGUGGUCGUCGCACAACGACAGGUUUUAUCGUAAGAGGAUACGGAUCUGCACACGAUAUUGCUUCCGCCUAUCAACCGGCGCACGUAGAAAGAAGCAGUACAUCCGGCACAGUUCCGCAGCUUCCGGCUGAAUAUGGACCAAAAGGGCACACAACCACACCGUUUAAUCUACUUCUACCACCACCAAACGUAACCGGUGAUCUUCACCUGGGCCAUGCACUGACCUGCGCCGUACAGGAUGCAUUGACCAGGCAGGCACGACUGUUGGGUGCACGGGCAACCUGGAUUCCGGGCAUGGAUCAUGCCGGUAUUGCAACGCAAGUGGUCGUAGAGAAACGCCUGUUCAAAGAACAGAACAUUACCCGUCACGAGCUCGGGCGGGAAAAGUUUCUGGAAGAAGUAAUGCGAUGGAAAAGCGAAAAGGAAGAAAGCAUCCGGAUGGCGCUGAAGAAGCUUGGCUGUUCGAUGGACUGGAGCAAGGAGUAUUUUACAAUGGAUGCCCACCAGUCGGUAGCGGUAAAGGAAGCGUUUGUACAGCUGUUUGAGAAAGGGUUAAUCUACCGCGAUCGAUCGCUUGUCAACUGGUCCUGCACAUUGGAAUCCGCCAUUUCGGACGUGGAGGUAGAAAAUGUGGAAAUUGCCGGUCCCACAGAAAUAGCAGUACCGGGGUACGGAAAAAACAUCACCUUCGGCCGUAUGGUGGACAUAGCGUACAAGGUGCAAGGAUCGACGGAAGAGAUCGUCGUUUCCACGACACGCCCGGAAACGUUUCUCGGUGAUGUGGCGGUUGCCGUACAUCCGGAUGAUGGUCGCUAUUCGCAUCUACGAAACAGAGCAACCUUCCUGUGGCAUCCGGUAAGAAAGGAGGAAAUUCCGCUCAUUUUCGACAGUGCGGUCGAUCGGUCGUUUGGAACGGGCGCGGUCAAGAUAACGCCGGCCCACGAUCGGUUCGACUUUGAGAUGGGCCGCCGACAUCAUCUGGCAACGGUCGAGGUGAUCGAUGAGCGAGGCAUUGUGCAGCAACAUUUCGGCCCAUUCACGGGACUGCCCCGGUACGAGGCGCGGGAAGCGUUAAUGGACUAUCUAACGAAACUGUCGCUCGUGCGUGGUGUAAGGGCUCACGCGAUGCUUUUGCCACUGUGCUCACGGUCGAAAGAUGUGGUGGAGCUACUGCUGCGCCCGCAAUGGUUCGUAAGGUGUCACGCGAUGGCACAGCGAGCGAUGGAAGCGGUACGCGAUAACCAGCUCGCGCUAGUCCCCAAAGCGUUCGAAAGGGAAUGGUUCCGAUGGUUGGAAAAUUGUCACGAUUGGUGCAUUUCCAGGCAGCUAUGGUGGGGUCACCGCAUUCCGGCGUUCGUUGUUCGGUACGGCAAGGCACAGGAGCAGUGGAUAGCGGCACGAUCGAUGGAUGAAGCGCGCGCAAAGUGUGCCACAAUGCUACCGAACGUCCCACAGGACGCAAUUACCAUCGAGCAGGAUCACGAUGUACUCGAUACAUGGUUUUCUUCAGCGCUGCUGCCCUUUUCAUCGACCGGAUGGCCCGAAAACCCUUCCCAACACUUGUACCCACUCCAGCUGAUGGAAACGGGACAUGAUAUACUAUUUUUCUGGGUCGCACGUAUGGUAAUGCUCGGGCAGGAAUUGACCGGAACGUUACCGUUCGGUAAAAUACUGCUUCACGGCAUCAUUUGCGACGAGUCUGGAAGGAAAAUGUCCAAAAGCUUGGGGAACGUGAUAAAACCGGAUCAUGUCAUACAUGGCAUUUCGCUGGAUCAAUUACAAGCCGAAGCGGAAGCAUCACACCGGCAAGGCAUUCUGUCCAAGAGCGAGCUGUCCAAAUCAAUCGCUGGACAGCGUAAAAUGUUCCCAAAUGGUAUACCGGAGUGCGGUAUCGAUGCGUUACGCUUUACGCUGUGUUCAUCGAAUGUAAAAAAUCAUUUCAUACACUUUAAUGUGCAGGAAGCGUACACGAACAAGCUGUUUUUUAACAAAAUCUGGCAAGCCACCCGAUACACGUUGGCCUGUACGGAACGGUACGAUGCGACGUUGAACCGGGUCGAACAAACGUGCGAAGCAUUGCGGAAACAGGCACACCGGUUAACUUUAAUGGAUCGCUGGAUACUGAGCCGUCUAGGAAAUACGGUGCAACAGUGUCGGGAGGCGUUCGAGGGCUACAACUUUCAUCUGGCUACAGCGGCAUUGAAAACGUUCUUCUACACCAAUUUUUGUGACGUUUAUCUGGAAACGACAAAGAUCAACAUGAAACAAGGCUGCGCUACAACCGACGCAGCUCUAUUGCAUUGUGCCGUGCUCAAAUACUGCCUUACCGUUGGUCUACUUCAAAUGGAACCAUUCACUCCGUACCUAGCGCAGGAACUGCUGAAGCAUUUAGCCCCAUCGAGCACGGUGGCAAACGAGCUGGCGAGCGUUACGAGCUGGAUAGAUCCGUCGCUCGAAGAAAGUAUAGAUGCUUUGCUGAACAUAUGUCAGCACGUUAGACAGACGAAAAACGAACACAAUCCACCGAUCGCGCGGAAGCACAAUCCGAUCGUACACGUACACGCAAAGGAACGAGGGCUUGCCGAUCUAUUGGACACCCAACGGGACACGAUACAGCAGCUAACACACUGCAAUGGUAUCGUGUUGCAUGGCAACGAACGCACCUUCAACGAUGCACACUUUGUGGCCAAGUGUGCUCCAAGCCAUCACUGCAUCAUUGGAAUUGUGGCUGAAUCGUUGAUCAAAGGACCCACUGCUGCUGCUGCUGCUGCUGGAGAGGCAAGCAAAAAGAUGCUAGCGAAAUUAGACGCGGAAAUAGAGAAGCUUCUGAGGACAAUCGGGAAUGAAGGGUACAAAAAAUCGGCCAGCGAAAGUGUACAGAAACGCCACCAGGAGAAGCUGAACCGGUUGCAGCAACAGAAGGAAGAGCUGCUUAAAAUGGUGUCCUGAAAAUUGGGUGUUCUCGAAAGCCCGGUACUCUAGUCAGUGAUGGUGCAGUUACGCCAAAAGUGGUAGAUUGUGCCUAGUGGCAGUAAAGUGUUGGAAUACAUUUAAAUUUAUACGUGUCGAUAA
Molecule: messenger RNA, 3215 nt
Organism: Anopheles stephensi (Asian malaria mosquito)
Lineage: Eukaryota; Metazoa; Arthropoda; Insecta; Diptera; Culicidae
Product: valine--tRNA ligase-like
Exons: 4
Coding region: 99-3092 (997 amino acids)
Biological process (GO): valyl-tRNA aminoacylation
Cellular component (GO): cytosol
Molecular function (GO): aminoacyl-tRNA deacylase activity; valine-tRNA ligase activity; ATP binding
Source: RefSeq, a predicted model, not a curated record